AUGCAACGCCUUUCCAGAGGCACUGUACCCGGAGGUUCUUCGGCUUCAUUACAGCUCCUGCAGCGCCCACUCCACCGGGUGCAAACCAAGAUCCCAGACAGAGUCUUUUAUUGGAUCGAUCGUUCGGUGUUCGAUCAGGCUUCGUUGAAGAUCGAAGACGUUCUAUUAUGUCACGGCGUGCCAGAGCAAAUUGUCAUGAAUGAUCUGCGAGGCCAAAUUGCCGAGCAAGAUGCUUUGAAGUCCUUGCCGUCUGCCUUCCUGUUGGUUCUGUUGUAUACCUGCACUCUAUUGAGCACAAGCUCCAUUUCAGAUGUUUGGGCGCUUCAGCAUGCGGUGAGCUUCGACAUAGUCGAGAAUGCCAACUUCGGGUUCAGCGGGAACCACGGCCACCAGAGCUUGCAGGAUGUGAACACUUUUACGGACUUCUCCUCCUGGCUGGAACUUGGCUUCCAGCCCUUGUUCUUGUCGAAAACCAAAGAACCCAGAGAAAAUAGCACCGCGAUGCCUGAGACCAUGAAGCCGGAGGAGUUUGAUAUGUAUUUGCUCCACAUGCGCAAGGUCGGGCCUGUCAAAUUGGCGCAGAUGGUUCUAGCGCCCGGACCCUGCCGAGCACGAGGCCUGGCAGAAUCCUACGGACUGAGCUGUGGUGUGCAAAACAACGAGUACUUCAUGGAGGCAACAGCAGACGAGCUUUUGCAGAACAGCUUCGUGGAAGAAUCCAGUCGAACAGUUUGGCUGGCAAAUUUGGGACCUGAUGGACAUUUCUUAGCCAGGUGGCCAGCCGGUUUCUCUGCAAGCAGGUGGCUCUCUCGCGACACUCUUCGUGCGCGUCUCAGCUUUGUAGUUUACAGCCCGGAGCUGGACAUGCUUUUGCUCACCAACCUCGAGUUCAUGUUUCCGCGGACUGGCCACAUUUGGAAGGACAUCACGCAUCGAGCAUUGCCACUGUCUCUGUUUGAGACGUGGUCGAGCUUGACCUUCGAGGUGAUGUUCUAUGCUCUGAUCACUGUUCUCCUUCUUACAGAGCUUUGGGAGAUCUUCUGUCUGGUUCGAAGAAUGAGAAAGAAUAGACUAGAUUGGCGAGGCUUCCUCGGCCUCUAUCUGAACGUCUGGAACUGUGUCGACUGGUGCUGCAUUGUUUUGGCAUACUUGCUUCUUGGCUCUCAGUUGAAGAAGGCAUCAAUGACGAUCGAGCUCCGAGAAGGCUUAGAGGACUAUCCGCAGACUGUGAGGAGCUGCUACCAGGAUUCUCAGCCUGAGCUCUGCGCCGACAGACUUGGAGAGGAGCUGCUCAAGCAGAUUGAAGCCGUUGGCAUUCUCGCACAUAACUGCAGGCUUCUCAAGGGCAUCUAUCCUGCUAUCGUCAUACUGCGAAUGCUAAAGGCCUUCAGUGCGCAGCCACGUCUUGCGAUUUUGACACGCACAUUGUCGGCUGCUGCUGUGGAUUUGUUCCACUUCGGAUUGGUGUUCCUGUCCGUCUUUGCAGCAUUCGCUGUGAUGGGGACAGCUUUCUUUGGACAGGAUGAGCUGCAGUUUUCUACAUUGGAUCGAGCAGCCAGUGUCUUGUUCUUCGCCCUGAUGGGAGAAGUGCGCUGGACAUCCAUAGACAGUCUCGGACGCCCAGUUGCCCUCCUUUUCUUCGGAGCUUUUCAAUUCGUCGGACUCCUACUGAUGCUCAACAUGCUCAUCGCCAUUAUGAUGGACAUCUAUGCCUGCACGAAAAGUUGCGCCACCAGGAGCGAACCCUUAUGGACCUCGGUUAUGGAAGUAACUUCUCGGAAUUGGGAAGAAUUCAUGCGUCGCGAAGUUCCAUUACCAAAGCUGCUAAAAAUGUGUGAAAAACAGAGAGGUCUGGACAUGUAUGAGAGCGAGGAAAUCAUCCAAGUGCAGGACCUGAUGCAGUGGCUUCCAGGCCUGAAGUCAGAACAAGCAGACAGGAUCUUCAUCCAUGCUUUGUUGAACUACAGAAGGCAGAAGGACGAGCCAGUUGGCAUGGAAGAAGUUCUGCAAGCUGUUGCCGACACUCUGGCCGAUGUGGUUGCGCUUUCUGAGCUUCUGCCGCGCGCCGACCAAGUCGAAAAUGGAAGAGAAGGCAUGGGAGGCCCCUGUGAAAGUUGCCGGCCAUGCGCAAAGAGUCCGAGCGCCGGGCUCGACGGCAGCAAGACCGCGGGAGAUGACGGCCACGAGGGCUUCGUGGAGACGCACACUCCCAGCGUCCUGGUCCAUGCCGAACGUCACGUUGACAGCCCGCGCCCGCUGCCAACGCUGCUUCAGGGCUCAGCUUCAUCCAACGUGCCGGUCGGGUCGCGGAGCUCAAAGAUGGAAGGCACAUCGAAGCUGCACGCAGAUUCGUAUCCGACACCUCGCGUUUUGUACAGUGAGGGGAGGCAUCUUCAGUUGGACGGCUCGAGCUGCUUGAUGGUGACUGGAGCAACUGGACAUGCCCCAGAACCGGAGGCGGUACAGUCGCACAAAGAGGAUCGGUGGAAGCUCUUCUAUGAAGCGUUCGGGGACUUCUCGAAGCAAUCGAAGAAGGGACUGACCAGGUUCCUGAAGGCGCUGCAUGCCGUGAUCGAGACGGGAGAGGCGCUGCCUGUAUGGCGGCACAAAAAAGAUCGUGGCUUGAAGGCCUUGACAGAGCCUAUUUCUUUGAAGCUGCGCAACUUGGCGAGUGGCAUCGCGUGCCCGGUGCUGGACAUACACUUGCCGAAGCAAGUGCCAGCACUGUCCGUUUCUGUGGAACCCCUGGUUCAGCUCACGGACCUUGCAAAUUUUCUCGCGAAGGUCACACCAUGCAUUGACGAGGCAUACCUGAAAUUUUGUCAUCGGCUUAUUGGACAUAGAAUCUGGGAUCAUCACACAGACAAAGCCUAUGAGGUGGUCGGUUUUGAGAUUUUCAGCCUCGGGUUGCCGAUCCCAGUGCACACAGUGCGGGCCGAAGAUGAGGAUGCGAACCAGUGUUGGCUUCUGGCGAACCGCAGCUACGCGGUGCUGUCGCUCUCCGAAGAUGUUUCAGACCUGGCCCUGAAGGUGGCGUUAAACCAGCUUCAGGCCUUGACUCGAGCGGAAGAGUACGUGGCCACUCUGGACAGGCUGGAGCACGUUCUGGCGGGGACGGAGGCCACGAUCUCGGAAGUCAAGCCUGAGGAUAUCGCAGGCCUCGAUUCCAGGUCAGAAGAAGCCAGAGCAAAAGUCGUGACGCUGGCGUCUGACAAUGCCUUCCAGGUCCUGGAACUUAUCCGUGCUGAGAAGAAACGCUGUGCCUUUGCUGCAGAUACCACGGAUGGCGACGCCACAGCGGAACAGGCCGUUGAUCCUUCGAUGCGGGUGCACACGGUCAUGAUUGCGGUCUCCGACGAAAUCCCUUUCGAGCUAUUCUGGCCAAUGGUCAAGGAUGACAUUGUUGGCGCGGUGCGGGAGCUUUGUCCACGUGGUAUGCCGGGAAUGGAGGAGGCAGUUCAGGCGGGUGUUGCCAACAAUGGCAUGGGGCCGAUCGCGCAGAAGCUUACACAGCAGGAGGCAGAAACCCUGGCAACGCGUGUUGGACAUGUGGUUCAGACAGCCGUCAUAGUUGAUCAAGAAGCAUUCCAGGAGGCGCAAAAAGAGAAGGCCAAAAGCCAGCAGAAUGAGCCGCUGUCUGGACUUACGAGUCGCAUCCAAUUCACUCCGAAGGGAGACAAGACUUGGAUCCCAGGCACUGUUGUCGGGCAGCUCGGGGAACGCUUCAGCUUGGUUGACGACAAAGGGGUGUUGUAUGACAAGCUGCCACGGGCGCGCAUUCGCCUUCCGCCCGGCAAGAGGGACAGUACGGGAAGCGCCAGUGGUGCUCCGAUCCAGGCGGUGCUUUCUCAGGCAGACCUCGUACGAAUCCGGGAGCACCUCCGUCGACGACAAGAAGAAUGGGCCGAGCGUCAUGCGCAGAACGUCUCUGCAAACGCUGGAGCGAAUGGUACAGGCGGAAGAACUGGCAAUGCAGGCGAAGAGGCUGGCGUUGCGGGCAGUGAACAAAGGACACCAACUUCUUCGCGCCCGACAUCUGCACCAGCAGUAGCAGCGUUGAUGCAUCGAUCGCGCGCUUCUUCCGCACCUUCGAUUGACGGAGCGGUAAGACGUGGUAUGAGCAUUCUGUCUCGAGAAGGUUCACUCAGCGAAGUAGACGGCAACAGCGGUGCUCUAGAUGUCGUUCAGUUCAUGGAAGACGAGGGCAUUGGUGACGACGAUUUUGACGAGGAGGGAGGGCCUGUCGACGAUGACGAGGAUGAAGAUCUUCCUCCACUGGAAGCUCACGAGGCCGACGGUGGCCUUGCAGCAGGACGUCUUGGAGCUAGCAGAGGAAGCGAUGGCGAAAACAGAGAAUUCGGGAUCGGCGAAGCUGGAUCUAUGGAAGAAGAGCUACGGAUGCUGGAGCAACUUCGCGCCAUGGAGCAGAUUAUCUCCGAGGUUCUGGACCCCUCAGACACGAGCCGCUUGAGGCGACCGGGUGGAGACUCAGCUGGUGAUGAUUUCUUCAGCGCCCCCAUGGCUAGCCUGCGCAUCCGAAUGGGCGGCAGUGAUCUUCGUGUGCCAGUUGAGACUUGUCAGAUCCGCAGGGGCGGCGGUGGCAAAGGUGGAAGCGAACCACUCCGUGGCGAGUUCCCGUCCUUCGUGCGAUCUGCGGAUUCUGCGAAUGCGACAUCCACUCUCGUGACACACCCAGAUGAUUGGUCUUCAAUGUCCUGUAUUUUCGGGUCGGCUGGACAAGACUCAGUGGUUUGUAGAGACCUACACAAGCAAACAGGCACACACAUACACAGAAACAGCGCAUAA
This is a messenger RNA of Symbiodinium sp. CCMP2592, 4806 nucleotides long. NCBI's taxonomy places the organism in Eukaryota, Dinophyceae, Suessiales, Symbiodiniaceae. The record is from the annotation of a GenBank genome assembly.